AACAUUGCAUUUUUUACACAAUUGUACUGCGCGCGCGGCACAAAAGAGAAUUCGAUUGUUCGCACGAAAAGGAAACAAAGGAUAAAAAUUGCGAAAGUGUUAUCCACGUUAUACGUUACCGGCUUGAUUUGCAUACUACGUCAUUGUAAACAGUGGUAGAUCGACAGGAUCGCGAGCAGAAAAAGAAACGGAAAGAUUCUAUCAAUAUCAUUAUUGAACAAACUACAAAGUGUUCAUAGAUCUACGCGACAUGUUUCGAAAUUGUUUUUGCUCAACCUAAACUUCAAGUUCAGUACCCGAUUUUUGUACGGUGCGGUACACUUAGGCUUCCGAUACCGCUCGCGCUCGCCGGAUAUUGUACCGGCGUAAUUCGUUGUGACUGUGUGUGGCCGCCCGUUAAUCUGCUUUACAAUUUUAAGAUUAUUUGGAUUCUGAAUUGGAAUUGGGAACCAUCAUCAUCAGAUCACCAUGCACGUGGUCAGAAUGUUCAAGGUUGAUGUUGCCAAAGCAGUUUGUCCGAGACUCCUUCCCUUCAUCAAUGGGACGAUUCUUUACUUUCUGCUACGACCAGAGGCCUCACUGUGGGCUGUUGCCUGCAAGUGCCUUCCCAUCGUCUGUCUGUGCGGCUUCGUCAUCCAUGAGAUCUAUCUCUUCUGCAAGCAAGGUUUGUCCGUCUUUCCUCGCUACCAUCUAGCUAUUCUCACCGGCCUCGUCUUAUCCUGUAUCGGUGAUGGCUGCCUCGUUUACGUCAACCAAUACUUCAUCGAAGGACUCCUCUUCUUCGCGCUCGCUCACAUCAUGUACAUCUACGCUUUUGGCGCGAACCCCUUCAAACCGUCCCUCCUCAUCCCCCUGAUGCUCGUGGGCGGUGUCGUCUACGGGUUCAUGUACCCGGGUUUCGCCGCUUACGAACUUACAUUCCUUGGCGCCUUGUACAUCAUCCUGAUCAUUAUGAUGGCGUGGAGGGCGCUAGCCAGGGUCCAGUUCGGGGAGAACCUCUGGACGUGGACAAAGGUCGCCGCUGGUGUCGGCGCCAUCCUCUUCUGCAUCUCUGACGUUGUCUUAGCAACCAAUAUGUUCCGCAGCGCCAUCCCAUCAUCUCAGUCCAUCGUCAUGACGACGUACUACACAGCUCAGCUUGGCAUAGCAUUGUCUGUUGUGAGCCACGGACAUAGCAUUGAGAAGAAAGAGAAAUGAGUUGGUCUCCGAGACACUGCAGUUUAUUGUUAUGUUAGAAUAUACAUUGAUCAAGCAUAGCUAUUUUUAGAUUAUAACAAAAAUAUUGCUGCAUUGGAAGUCUGCUGUGUAGUGCAAUAUACCUGCAAGUAGAUCAUAUCAAGCAUUUUCUUUACAUUGGAAAAACAUGUGAAGAAAACAAAUGAAAUUGGGUAUAUCUCUAUUUUAAAAAGGUCGAAUGAGAUUUAGAUGUUAUAAAUCAAAUUUUGUUGAAUACUGCUUUGCCAAAUUUUAUAACACUUUCUAAAUGGAUAGAAAUUGGAAAAAGACACUAUUGUUUCAAAGAUGUGGAAUUAUUAUAUGUUUACUUCCUUGUACAAGGAACUUAUAAAAUCAACAAUUACCCAUGAAAAUACCCUGGGUAUAUGUUUUUAUUUUUAGGAAAAGUGAUGUAAUUGCAAUGACAAACUAAAAAUAUGCUGAACCAACACUUACAUGUAAUUACCAUUGGUGCUUGUGCCGAUGUCUCCUUAAAAUUUACGCAAUGCAACCAGCUUUGUGCAGAAAUUAACUAAUGAAUUGUCCUAAUUUGAUAAUUUAUCGUUGUACACAGUACCAACAUAUUUAUAAGAUAACUUCGUUUUCAGAAUACCUCUGGCUUUUACAUACGAUCUACAUGCAGGGAUGUUGAGAACUGCUGGAAAUCUCCAAGCUGAUUUUCAGUAGUGUACAGUAUAUAUCAAGUCAUACAGUACCUGUGUAUUAAGGCCACUCAAGGGAAACAGAAAAAGUGGCCUCUGUAGACAGGUUUGAAUGUACACUUUAUACAUGUACAUAAAUGACAAGAUGUUCUUUGCACUGAAAUCAUUGCUAUCUAAGGCCUAAAAAAAAAAAUGUUGUAUUGCCCUUUGCGGCCGAUCCCAAAAUCUUGAAAUUUAAGGUCGGCUUAUUAAAAAAAAAAAAAAUUACAGUUUUUUAGAGACAAAAAUGUCAUACAAGUAACUGAGAAAUAUUAGCCCAAAAAGGGAGUAAA
Molecule: messenger RNA, 2209 nt
Organism: Strongylocentrotus purpuratus (purple sea urchin)
Lineage: Eukaryota; Metazoa; Echinodermata; Echinoidea; Camarodonta; Strongylocentrotidae
Product: lysoplasmalogenase-like protein TMEM86A
Exons: 2
Coding region: 469-1197 (242 amino acids)
Cellular component (GO): membrane
Source: RefSeq, a predicted model, not a curated record